Molecule: messenger RNA, 6375 nt
Organism: Biomphalaria glabrata
Lineage: Eukaryota; Metazoa; Mollusca; Gastropoda; Planorbidae
Product: carbohydrate sulfotransferase 15-like
Exons: 10
Coding region: 719-1912 (397 amino acids)
Biological process (GO): hexose biosynthetic process
Molecular function (GO): N-acetylgalactosamine 4-sulfate 6-O-sulfotransferase activity
Source: RefSeq, a predicted model, not a curated record
AAUAGCACGCAUGGUAUAAUUUUAUGAUCGAACAAUAACUUGUGUGGUAUAACUUUAUGAUGGGACAAUAGCUUGAGUGGCAUGCUUUUCCACUAGGACUUCGCCAUGCAACAUCCAGCAAGUCAAAGUGCCUAUACUACUUUGAAAUCGACCUUGCCAGUUUUAGGAACCUACGAGUAAUAAAGUUUAGGAUUUAUGUCACUCUAACGUUCGUUACAACUUGUUUCGGGAUGAUUUGGUCAUGCGGUUUGCGCUCUGUACUAACGUCUCGGUAGUCCCGGGUGUGAACCUCUAACCCCCUAAAGUCCUGCUGGAAGUUUGAGCUUGGCAGGUAUGACAUAGUCGCUGAAGUUAUUCAAUUCGUUUCAUUGAAACCAGUCUCUUAUUAGUUCAGGAUCUUCAUGUUUGACUAUAAAAAACAUUGUGAUUUAUCAGCGGUACACUAACAGAAAAUUCGCUAUUAUAUUUGGGCUGUUUUCUGUUUGACGGGUCAGCGAAAAAAAUGAAGGUCACAAUAGAUCUCGCUUGUCUUUUAUUUCUGAAUAAUGAAUAAUGCAAAUCUCAAAGGUCGAAAUGUAGGCAUUCUAUAGAAGGGCGUUUUCAGACAGAUGAACAGUACACGAGACAUUCCGAAGACAACAACACGUGCAAUAAAGAAUACGGAUAUCGUCAACAAGUCUACUGUUAUUUAUUCGGUCAUUGAGUGAGAGCUGAACCAAUGCUGCGGCAGGUCAAGAAAGUGUUUCUAGUACUGGUUGGUAUCUUGACAAUGACAUUUGUCGUUCAACACAUAUGGGUCACCUCUAAGAACGUGAGACAAGGAUUGGUAGCUUGGUCAAGCAAGGAAGUUCAGAGCAUAGAAAAAAAUCCAUGUAUUGAUCGGCGAGCAUCAGAAUAUAAUCGAGUCGAAGAUAUUUACUGCAUUGUUCUCCCAGAGUUCUUACCACAUUUAAAAAAUCCAUGUUUUUACGACAUAGUUCAGAACGGCACCAAGUCGCUUCGUUGUCUCCCUUAUUUUUAUAUCCUCGGCAUUGACAAGAGCGGCUCUACUGACUUUCACAACAGGCUUACAAAACAUCCUCAGGUCUAUGGGAAUCUGGGAACGUUGGAUAAAGAAACUGAAUUCUGGUCCUGGAAACGUUAUGGUUUUGCAUUUAAACGGAAAAUUGAACAAAGAGCUACUCUGGACUUCUACCUGGACUUGUUCAGUCCGUUGGCUGGGAACAUCACAGCUCGCAAUGAAACAAACCUUGUAACAGGUGAUGCCACACCAAUGGAUGUUUACGACUUCCGUGGAUGGCCAAUGAUACCGCAGAACGAAGGUUUGCAAGAGCCUCGAAUCCUAACGCCUCACUUGGUGAAAUACAUUCACGGCCAACAUCGUCCAAAAUUUAUAAUAAUCUUCCGGGAACCCAUUGAAAGAUUGUAUUCGGAUUACGUUUUCCUGAAGUAUGGGAAAGAUCCUGAAGAAUUUCAUCAACAUGUAGUUCUAGCCAUCACCAUGAUGAAAGAGUGUAUAGCAAUGUUCUCCAGAAGGUUUUGUUUCUUUGAUGACGACCUACUGCAGAAACUUCCGGUCAGGAUACACGUGAGCUGUUAUUCUGUGUUUUUAAAAGAGUGGCUCCAAGUUUUUCCAAGAAGUGUCUUCCACAUUAUCCGUACUACAGAAUACGCCAACGAAAUGGAGACGACACUCAAAGAAGCGUUUCACUUCUUGGAAUUGCCUUCGGUGUCUCCGGAUAUCAUGCAAGACAUGGUCAAUGAAGACCGUCGUCACGAGACAGCCAACAAAACCAGCACUGUGCUGCCAGAGACAAGGGCGCUACUACGUACCUACUACAGCACCUGCAAUGAAGAAAUGGCCGAGCUGCUGGAUGACCAAAGAUUUCUAUGGCUGGACCAUUACUCGUAAUAGUGGUCGUGAAAGAAUCUCAUUCAUGAUAGUGGGCGUGAAAGAACCAAUAGGCCUACUCGUGAUAUAAGAGUAGCUUAAUGUGACGCUAAAUGCCAAACACUAGAGCCAAAGUAAAAAACAACGGAAUGUUUGCUCUAGCUGGUGUUACGCUCCAAUCAAAACUCUUCUAUCUCAUGCGAGUUCGUACAGCUACUCGGCUUUACAGACGCUCUUCAAAGAACUGAAUAACGUUUAGAAAACAUUUAAAGCGUUUACUUACAAGGGGGAAAAUUGUUGUCGAGUCUUCUACUCUAAGCGUCUUUAUUGUUAUUCCUUCUAUCGUCUCUAAACAUGUAUCAGUGAAUUAAGUAGUAUGUGGUAUCGGAGCCUCGCUUUAGUAACUAGCGUCUCAUUUCCGGAAAAAAAAACACUAGGGUUCCUCACAUUUUUUUAAAAAUUGCUCUAUAUGGCGCAUCUUUCAUGCUUAUAGUAUGCUCAGUGCGCUAUGGUCCAAUCAUAUUUAUGGACUUGUGUGUGUGUGUGUGUGGGUAUAUAGAAGAAAGGUUUCCGUGUAGCCUCAUGCUCUCAGCAAACACAACUCAGCUCUAGUCUCUGUUUGAACACGAGCUGCCUUGAUUGCUAGCCAAGUGGUUAAUGCCACUCUGUCACACUUCCCAUGGUACAUUGCAGACUAUCCUUGUGGAUUUUCCCCAGGGUGAAUGAGUGGGCCAAUGUGCUCUUUGUGAAAAUCAAUUCGUUGAAGAAAAAAAGACAUUACCUGUGAAAAUAUUAUAGCAUUAAAUUGAAUACGAAAUUAUUGAAAUCAAAUAUCUGCUUCGAAAUUAUUGAAAUGAAAUAUCUGCUUCGAAAUUAUUGAAAUGAAAUAUCUGCUUCGAAAUUAUUGAAAUGAAAUAUCUGCUUCGAAAUUACUGAAAUGAAAUAUCUGCUUCAGCGCAACACAGAGAGAGAAAAGACUUGAUUCGUUACCAUCAAGUCAUGAUUUCGUUUCUUUGUUUAGAUCGCUUGACAACAGUCGUCCAUUUGUAUGAAUAAGAAAAACAAAAAAGACUUAAUCUAUCAUUGCAGAAAUAUCUUUCACAACACCUGGUUUAAUUAACAGGCACUUUGGAAGAAAACCCAAACCAAUUGUUUUAUGUAGUUAAAUUCAGACAUAGUUUCACAGACUAAACGCACACACACGCUGAAUGGGGUUUGUUGCUGAACAUAAACAUUAUAUAUGUGUCAGACGCGAAUAGCCCAAUUUUCAGUAAAAGAAAUUACAAAAGUCAUUUCUCUAUAGAAGAAGUUACGAAGGCUAUAUAAAAUACAACCACAGACCACAAUAAAUAUAGGUUUUUGAUUGCUAGUUACGAUUUAUUUAGGUAGGUGCUGUUAUACUAUUACAUACCAAGUAUUAAAGUUUAGAAAAAUCUAGGUUUGUUUCUUGUGCAACGCUAUUAGCUAACACCGCAUAUCAUCUCUCCAUUAGUAUAUUUAGAUCUAUAAUCUAAAUCUAGUCUAGAUCUAUAUAUAUAAAAAUCGAAUAGAUCUAGUAAUAGUAUAGAUUCUAUCUUGAGACUAGAUUGCCGAGUCUAGUCUAUGCUAUGCCUAUAGUCAGUUUUUAAUAGAAAAACGUCUAGAUAUUAAUAAAGACUAAAGUUUCUUAAUUAUUAGAUAUAGACAUAAGACAUAGAUCUAAUAAUACUGUUAUACGUUUACUAUACUCUAUACUUAAUCUACUAAACUAGAGAUCUAUCUAUAGAUCUAUCUAUAAUCUAGUCAGUCUAGAUCUAUACAAUAUUCAUUAUAAUACUUCUACUUAUAAUGACUUAUUUAAUAAGUUAGUACUUAGACUUAGAUAUAUUAUAGUUUAUUAAUAGAUUUACUUUUCAAUGCCUAGACCUAAUAAUAAAAUUGUGAAUGAUAUAUAUAAUGACUGAUUUUUUAAAUUUUUUUUUAUAAUAAUAGGCCUACUAAAUCUAGGUCUAGACUCUACUUAAAUCUUGUCUAAAAUAAUGACUGUCUAAAACUCUAGAUGAUUGAGAAAAGGUGUUUUUAAUAAUACGGCAUGUCGGCUGAAAGUAUAUAAAGUGCUUUUUUUUUUGUAAAAAUAAAAAAGAGGCUCCGGUACUCAGUGAUAGAUUGCCUAACUUUCAACUAAUAAUAAAUUAACAAUUAACGUUGAAUUACAAGAAAAGUAAUCAUUUUUCCCGACAUUGAAAAAAGGUGCCGGUACCCCGUACCAGUGCGUACCGUCACAAAAAAAAUAUAUAUCUCAAUCUUCUUUCAUUUAAUUUUUUUUUGCGGGGUUGUUGCUACUUAAUACAUUGAUACCGGAUCGAUUUAAAUAGGGCCUAAGUAUACCAGCAGGAUUUAGAGCAUUGGAUAAAUUUAUUUUAUAAGUACAAAGUUUUAUGGAAGAGGCAAUAUAUUAGUUGUUUGAAGUUUGUAACUUCUUAAAUUCAGGCUAAAAAUAUCGAAGCCUACAUUUUUACACUCAUUUCUAAACAAUUAGAAGAGAUGGAAUGACUCAUAGUGUACCUUGUGUACAUCUGCAAAAACACAAACUCAGUUAGACUUUCAUAACUAUUAAAAGAAAAACUUAGUGAUUAUUUUUACUGUAUAAUUCUAUUAUUAAUCCUUUUUAGAAUUAGGAAAUAAACAAAAAUUUGCCAUAUGACUUUAUCUAACAGUAAAAAAACAAAAACUUACGUCUAUUUAUGCGGUUAUUUAUAGUUACCUAGUAAUAUAAAAUAUAUUGAACUAACACGGACAUUCAUCAUAAUGCAGCCAUGCAAUUUUUCGUUUAUAAACAUAGCAUUAUUUAGGACCAAUAUUCUACAAAGGCUGCUUGGAGAAAUCAGGUAUACCCACUAGGAGAAAAACGACCCCUUUACUCAAGAAAAAUUUAAGAAAGUAGAACAGACACAAAAUAAACAGUGACAUUCAUAACAAAAUAAUAUUCAAAAUUGAUUAGAGUAACACCUUUUUAAGUAAUCAUUUAAAGUUUAAAAUCACUACAAUUUUUUCAACAAUUAUUUUGUGUAUGAAAUUGUGUAUCGGAAAAUGCCGGGUACUUGAAAUAAGCUGGUCCUAAAAAAACAACACAGAUCUUGGGUAAAAUACUCAUCAAAAGUACUGUAAAUGUGUAGUUUUACGCGCUAGUUUCAGGUCUUUUCUUUUUAUAACCUCUAUCAGGUUUGAUCACAACUACCCGUAUUUUUGUGCAGAAUUUUUUGCUCUAUCAGGCACACUUAAAAUUAUAGCAUAAUAAUGUCAGUUUAAUUUAAAGAGAGAACUGAAAAACGCAAAGAUAUAUAAGGAAAAAAGCCACUUCCGGCCCAAUACUUUUUAAUCAAAGAAACGAAACGGACUAGUCCAACAAACCCUAUUAUUCUAUCACGCAAACACGCGAAUAAUCUUACAUACGAUACCGCAGAUUGUUAUUGAACAUAUUAUAAGAAGGGAAACAACUCCAAUUUGUAGAUUCUUAAUUUUGCAUUUUUUUGAGUUGCCUCCUUCUGUUUAAACCUCAAUUAGAAAUAUUGCAAUAUGAGAAGUCUUUAUUUUUUUAUUAUUAAAGCGUGAAUAUUCUUUUUUACAUUUUUUUUAGGUUAAAAAAAAAACAACAACUAAAAAUACUUUUAAAAAAAAAGAGAAUACCACCUUUAUACAACUGAUAGAGGGAUUAUUUUCCCCUCAAAAACUAACAAAUGUUAGAUUUCCAAUAAUACACAAUGUAUUUUACCGCCUUAUUCUCUGCUCAAUAUAAAGGUUUUUCGCUCUCUAGCCAAAUUAUAAUUAAUUUCUUUUUAUACUUUCAAAAAUUAUAAAAGUCCAACUAGAGUUUUCCCCGUGUGGUCAACAAUCGAGUCAUUCUUUUCCUAACGUUAUACUCAAACUCAAAUUUCCAGAAAAUUUGAGAAACGCACCCACCCACCCACCCAUAAGGUUCCACUCCGAAAGUGUGACUUGAAUAGAGAUAUUGUAAUUAUAUAUAUAAACCUUUAUGGAUGUUACAGAUGUUUGCCUGGUCUUGUGCUAAGCGCAGUAAACAUUCGUCACGACGGUCCCGAGGUCAAAACUUACUCACUACUAUCCCCGCAGGAGAUUCUAGAAUAAUAUUUUUUUAAAUCUGACUGAACGUCAUUGAGCUGCACAGCAAACCACAAAUAUGUUCAACAAUGUGACAACGCGUCACACAUAUGAGUCUUUUAUCAUCACAAAGAUGGUAGUAGAGACUAGUACUUGUAAUACAAACCGAGUGACUCGUGUGUCAAUGUUUGUCAAUGUUGAUUGUAUGUACAUUAUUUAUUUGUAUUUAUUUCCAUUUCUAUUCAGUAUUAUGGAUUGUUAGGCUGACACACACACACAAAAUUAUUGUUAUUAAUGUAUUAAUGAUCCCAAUGUAAUUUGUAUUAUGUCUAAUAAACAAUUUAAAAACAACCAAGGAGAGGAAACAAAAGGUAAUUGAUUCAACU